Molecule: messenger RNA, 1569 nt
Organism: Ceutorhynchus assimilis (cabbage seed weevil)
Lineage: Eukaryota; Metazoa; Arthropoda; Insecta; Coleoptera; Curculionidae
Source: the annotation of a GenBank genome assembly
UAAAACAUAAUGACGUGAGCAUACCAGAAAUUUAAUUACCACGGUCACCUGUUGUUUACCAUCAGUUUUAGCGAGAUUCUUUGACACGGCCAACUAUACUUUUCCAACAUACGCGAACCAGAAGGAAACAUUUCACAAUUAGUUUCAGUUUAGUUUCCCUUUGUAGUGUAGAAUUUGAGUGCUCGUGAGUGAUACAAAAAGACUAAAGUGAGUCUGGAACAAGUUCUACAAUUUCAAAAUCAUCUACGUAGUGGAUAAAAUGUGGCCUAAAAAAAAUUGUGAAAAAAUCACUGUUUACAAUGAUAGUGGUGCUCCUUCAACGGAAUACAGACAUUUUAUUAGACAAUAUAGUUCUCACAAUGCCGCAACUGAUUUAAAAAACAAAUCAACUCCUAAGAAUAGUGACAGUAAACAGCAUGAUUAUUAUGUAGACGACAAUCAUGUGGACACCGACAAAAUAAGAGCAUCUCAAACGGCAACUGAUUCAAGAAAUUUUUAUGGUCAUAGAAUGGAUUCAGGUGAUACUCUAGUUUCCAAUGUCUAUGAUUCCAAGGCGGUGCAAAAUACUAUUGGCAGUAGUGGAACGGUAAUUAUGGAUAAAACAGGCAAUUCUGAAGAUAUUAUUUAUUCCAAUGAUCGUAAUUAUGGAAAAACUGAUUGGAAUGGACAUUUUACUUAUGAAGCUCCUCAAAAAAAGCAAUCUAAUGGAUCUCCAGUAAAAAAUAGUCCAUCAGGUCAAUCUGCAUCCAGGAAUCUUCCUAUGAAAAGUUUUCCUCCAGAUCAACCACCAAGAGGUCCAUCAGACCAUUCUCCUAGCAGAAACAUUCCAGAACCAACUUCAUCUACAUACUACGUAGAUGAAAACUACGUAGACACUAACAAAGCGAGACAAUUGCAAAACAACACCGAUUCUAGAAAUUUUUACGGACAUUCUGUAGAUUCUAAAAACACCCUAGUUGGUAAUGUGUACGAUUCAACGGCCACGCAAAACACUAUUGGAACAUCUGGGAAAAUAUUCAAAGAUCACAUGACUGAUUCUACCGAUGUGAUUUAUUCGAACGAUAGACUUUAUGGUAAAACUGGAUGGAAUGGAAAGUUUAUUUAUGAGAAGCCCAAGCCUAAGGAUAAACCUAGAACUUGAUGCCUCAAUAAUGGACAAAAUUUAGAAAAACUUCUGUGUUCUUUUUUUCUCGCAUUUAUGUUGACGUAAUGAACCCACUAAGUUAAGUUAAUACACAAUCAAACUACCAACUACUUACCUACAUAUUAAAUAGUUAAUUGAAUUUUUUAGAUUUAUCUUUAGUUUAUUGUAUAUUUAUUCAAAGUUAUUGAGAAAUUUUGAUAUAUUCGCUAAUAAUUAAUAUCUAUAUCUAUAUUUUUCUUAUACAGGGUGAUAGUCUGACACAUUUAAAACGUCGUCAGAAAGCCUUAUUUUUCUAAUUUACAAAAACGUAUAUAUGUAUUUACUUUUUUAAUUAUCCUGAAAUUGCAUCUUAUAAAUUAUGCACUUUGUUGACAAUGUUUUAACUAGUUAAUAAAAGUACCUAAUAAACACAAAUUGAUUCACGA